UCCAGGUCCCCAGGCAGUACUCUGGGUUUCGCUCCGGCGCCUCUGAGGAGGCCAAGAUGCCCAGUGAUACACUCUGGGAAAUUGCAAAAGCUGAAGUGGAGAAGAAAGAAAUUUCUGAAAAUGGUGGAGAUGGAAUAGAAGUCUGUGAAAAAUCUGUAUUCUUCAUUGGCAGUAAAAAUGGGGGUAAGACUACUAUUAUUCUAAGAUGUCUUGACAGAGACGAGCCACCAAAACCAACCUUAGCUUUGGAGUAUACCUAUGGAAGAAGAGCGAAAGGGCAUAACACACCUAAAGACAUCGCUCAUUUUUGGGAACUGGGUGGAGGAACCUCUUUAUUGGACUUAAUCAGCAUCCCAAUAACAAAUGAGACUUUGAGGACAUUCUCUUUGGUUCUCGUUUUGGAUCUUUCCAAACCCAAUGACCUUUGGCCAACCAUGGAAAGUCUGUUGCAAGUCACAAAAACUCACGUAGAUAAACUCAUAGUGAAACUGGGCAAGACCAAUGCUAAAGCAGCUUCUGAAAUGAGACAGAAGAAGUGGAGUAAUAUGCAGAAGGACCAUCCUGAUCGUGAAUUAAUUGACCCAUUUCCAAUUCCUCUGGUGAUAAUUGGAAGUAAAUAUGAUAUUUUUCAGGAUUUUGACUCUGAGAAGAGAAAAAUAAUCUGCAAGACGCUCCGGUUUGUUUCCCAUUAUUAUGGAGCUUCACUAAUGUUUGCCAGUAAAUCAGAAGCUCUCCUACUGAAAAUACGUGGAGUUAUCAAUCAGUUAGCAUUUGGCAUUGACAAAAGCAAAUCCAUAUCUGUGGACCAGAAUAAACCACUGUUUAUCUCAGCAGGAUUGGAUUCUUUAAGUCAAAUAGGGUCUCCUCCUCUCUCUGAGAAUGACAUUGGAAAGCUUCAUGCACAAACACCAAUGGAGCUGUGGAAAAAAGUAUAUGAAAAAGUCUUUCCACCAAAGAGUGCCAGUACAUCCAAAGAGACCAGAGACCCAGCCCGAGACCCCCAGUAUGCAGAAAGUGAAGUUGAUGAGAUGCGAGCACAGAAAGACCAGGAACUGGAACAGUAUAAAAAAAAUUCUUCUAAAUCCUGGAAACAAAUUGAGUUUGACUCCUGAACCUAAUACAAGUAAAUACAGGCAUCAGUAGGUUUGUAUUUCUCUCUGAAAUAUAAGUAAGAUUUAAAAUUUUUUCAUUCCUUGUGUUAAUAUAUAAAAUAUUUUAAUAGAAAAUGUGUAACUACUAUAAAAAGGCCAAUUUAAUAGUAUAACUCUUCAAGUAACCUGAAAGUGUUUUUAAAAAAAAAAAGUAAAAUCAAAUACAAAUAUCUGAAAAAGAUGAAAAAAAAAAUAUUGUUACCAGUGCCUCUAAGAAUGAGAUAAUUGUGUUUAAAUAAUAUUCUCCAACAUAUGUAUUUGUAUAUUUUCUGUUUCUAUAGUUUUAUAGACUAUAUAAACUUAUGUUUGAAAUAGUUACAAAUGGAGAAUUGUUCUCUCAUGUUAUAGCAAUAUCUUUUAUGAAAUGGUUCCUCUGGAACUAAGGUACUUCUAAUCUAGGCUCUGAAGUAGAAGGAUACCCUUGAAGUGAAACUUCACCAGAGGUACCUCACAGUAGUUAUUUUAUUCCAUCUCCUAUAAUCAAUCUCAUAAAACUCCUAUCUGAUAGCUUGGGUCAAGAUGUUUGCUGAAGGGGUUGUUGGUAUGACCAAAGUCUCAAUAACUCUAGCGAUGUAAGAAUUAAGCUCCAAUGUCAGUAGGGUAACCAUUCUUGAAAAAAAAUUCAAAUCCACUAGCAGCAUGUGUGUGUGUCUGCCAGCCAGCUUAAAUGUGUAGAAAUCUAUCAGUCUGAGUACACAGAUUAAAGUCUUUCAGUUGACAGAUACUGAACUAUAUUAUUGAUGUCUCAAAUUAAAAGCUAGCCCUCAACUUUUGGUUGGGUGGAAAGUAUAAUGAAUAUGAAUUUUCCAAAAAUUUAGAAUAAUUUGAAUACUAUGUUCAUGUAUUCAUAUAAAUAUUUCCUGGUAGCUAAUAGGUAGAGAGGGUCAAGGAGCCUGUUUUAUUUGCAGUUCUGCUACUGGGUUGGAAAAAUUAUUUACUCUGUAUCUCAGUAAAAUAUAUAUUAUACUUAGAUUGCUUUAUUUUUAUUUUGCUUAGUGUGUGUUGUGUAAAUCUGAUUCAUAUAUGCAUCUGUAAUUUUUUUAGAUUUUGAUAUGAACCCAGAAGUCUUUGCUAUAUUAAAAAAAACAAAUAAGUAAAUUGUUAUGUAACCUCUUUAUAAAAACACUUAGGGACAGGAAUCUAUAUUGGGCAAUAUUAUUUGGAAUCAAAUAUGGGCAAUAUUGUUGUGUUUUUUGUAGUAUAGGGUCAUUUAUAACCAAAUCCUAGUAAUGACUGGAUAUAUAACUUUUCUGUACCUGCUUAUUUAUAAAGAAUUCAUGGUCAUAUAAAAAGCUAUUUGACAUAUAUUUC
Vombatus ursinus (common wombat) is the source of this 2462-nucleotide messenger RNA. It is a transcript of the gene DYNC2LI1, whose product is annotated as dynein cytoplasmic 2 light intermediate chain 1. Lineage: Eukaryota; Metazoa; Chordata; Mammalia; Diprotodontia; Vombatidae. Gene Ontology annotation, cellular component: axoneme; cytoplasmic dynein complex; ciliary basal body. The record is from RefSeq and is a predicted model, not a curated record. Gene Ontology annotation, molecular function: dynein heavy chain binding. Gene Ontology annotation, biological process: intraciliary transport involved in cilium assembly; intraciliary retrograde transport. The transcript has 13 exons. The coding region runs from base 57 to 1112 and encodes 351 amino acids.